This is a messenger RNA of Kalmanozyma brasiliensis GHG001, 969 nucleotides long. RefSeq names its product Crotonase superfamily. NCBI's taxonomy places the organism in Eukaryota, Fungi, Basidiomycota, Ustilaginomycetes, Ustilaginales. The transcript has a single exon. Bases 1 to 969 code for a protein of 322 amino acids. The record is from RefSeq and is a predicted model, not a curated record.
AUGGCAGGCUGGACACCCAUCAACCCGCAUCCUCGCAUCAGCGACCUCGACCCCUCUUCCUUCGACUACGCCGCCUAUCCGUGGGAGGACAUCACCGUCACCCUCAGCCCCACCGGCGUUGCCAUUCUGUACCUCAACCGUCCGACCCAGUACAACACGUUUACGGGCGCCAUGUCGUACUCGAUCGUAUUCGCGUUCGAGCUCUUUGACGCGGACGAUCGGGUCAAAGUCGCAAUCAUCACAGGUGCGGGGGGCAAAGUCUUUUGCGCCGGGGCUUACCUGGCGCAGGGCUUUGGGGCCAUUGCGGAUCAUGCACAGGGUCAUCGUGACGGAGGAGGGCAGGUGGGGCUGGCGAUUCUGAGGUGUAGGAAGCCGAGCAUCGCCGCUAUGAACGGAAAUGCUAUCGGGAUUGGAGUGACAAUGACCCUCAGCUGCGAUUUCAGAUUGGUUGCCGAAAACGCAAAGGUGGCGAUUCCCUUCGUGCAGCGCGGGAUUGCGAUGGAGGCUUGCUCGAGCUAUCUCUUGCCCCGCCUGGUCGGCGUGAGCAAGGCCAUGGACAUCAUCCUCACCGGCGACGUGCGCUCUCCCACAGACGAAAGCUACAUGGCGCUGUGGACCCGAAGCCCCUUGCCACAGGACCAGGUUCUUCCGGAGUCGAUUAAGCUCGCAGAGAAGCUGGCUAAGAACAGCAGCGUCUCGAUGGCGCUGUGCAAGGCUCAGAUCUGGCGUCAGGUGGAUUCGCCGGAAGACGCGCAUCUGCUCGAAUCUCAGGGGAUUUGGGAGACCAGUCGGCUAGAUGGGUUGGAAGGAGCCAAGAGCUUCCUCGAGAAGCGACCGGCGCAGUUUCCAGGGACGAUGCGCGAUCUCGAACGGUUCGCCUUCUGGCCCUGGUGGCGACAGGCGGAUGUAGCCACCUACCCUCGUGGGCCAGAGUCCCUCCGUGCCGCUGCCGCCAAGAGCAAGCUCUAA